This is a messenger RNA of Linum tenue, 3857 nucleotides long. The record is from the annotation of a GenBank genome assembly. Lineage: Eukaryota; Viridiplantae; Streptophyta; Magnoliopsida; Malpighiales; Linaceae.
CCGCAGCCAAACACAGCCCUCACCACCCGUUUCUUCUUUCCCAGGCCUAGAGUAAUACGAAAAAACUUCCCUCACAAGGCGCGAGUCCAUCGCAAGACGGAGGAGCUGCUCUGCUCUCUCUCCACUCUCCACUCUCACUACCCUUUUUCCCCCUCUCUCGAGUCUUAGUUUUUCACUUUUCUCUCUUUUUUGGGUUCGGCGACGGCAACGAACGCAGUGAUCGACGAGGCUGUUCAUUGGAAUUCUCUUUUCCGAGACACGGCGGCGAUGGAUCUCGACACGGCGGUGGCUCCACCGGGUUCAACCAAUAAGAAACUCAAACAGAACGACGCUGGUCACUGGGAUGCAAUUGGUGUUGGAGAUGGAGAUCCAACCAAUGGGUUGAUUGAAAAUGAAUAUAUUGAUGUUUCUGCCAAGGGCAAAUCAAAAUUGUAUGAUAAUGAUGAUGAUACAUUGCAGCAUGGCAAGAAUAAGGAUGCUGGUUUGGCGGUGGUUGGCGGUAAUCAUGCAAAGAGUUCACCGUCUGGUUCGGAUGAUCCAAACAAUAUUAUCACUUCCAAUUCUGAUAUUUUGUAUCACGAUGAUGACGAGGAGGAGCUUGCUGGCGACUAUGAAGAUGAGUAUGGCGAUGAAGAUUAUGCUGAGUAUCUGUCUGAUUAUGAUGUCAAUGAUGGUGAUAUCUAUGAAGACGAUUAUUUGAAGCUUCAAUCUCAGUUUGAUAAUGUGGAUCUUCCCACUGGGGUGGAAGUAUCUGUUCCCUGGAUAACCGAACCUUCUCAAAAUGUAGCUUCCAUCCCAAGCACUACAGUUACCAAUGGUCAUGCUGAAGUCACAGGAAAAGUGAGCAGUGAUUCUAGCCCUUCUGAUGAUAAAGGUCUGGUGGCAUCUAGUAGUAGUACUACAUCAGUACCCAAUGGCGAGUCAAGUUCUUGUAAUAAGGUAGAGGAAAGUGCAGAAAAUAUCAUUGAAAAGCUCAAGAACUUUAAAACAUUUGAUACGGUUGAAGAUUUCUCGGAUCAUCACUAUGCUCGCUCUGGAGAGCAGGCGGUGCCAGCCAAAAAUUGGGCCAAGAAAAUCCAGGAGGAAUGGAAGAUUCUUGAAAACGACUUACCUGAGACUAUAUUUGUCAGAGUUUAUGAAUCAAGAAUGGAGCUUUUGAGAGCUGUCAUUAUAGGACCGGCUGGUACUCCCUACCACGAUGGCCUCUAUGUGUUCGACUGCAUUUUCCCAUCAAACUAUCCACAUGCUCCACCUAUGGUAUAUUACUACUCUGGUGGACUCCGCCUGAACCCGAACUUGUAUGAAUGUGGGAAAGUCUGCCUGAGUCUAUUGGGGACUUGGUCUGGGGACCGAAAUGAGGAAUGGAUACCAGGAAGAUCUACCAUGCUUCAAGUUUUGGUGUCCAUACAAGCUCUGAUUCUGAAUGCAAGACCCUUCUUUAAUGAGCCGGGAUAUGAGUCAAGCUACACUGGAGAAAGAGGGGUGAAACAGUCCAGGGAGUACAAUGAAAACGUGUUUAUUUUGUCGCUCAAGACAAUGAUGUACAUCCUAAGAAGGCCACCCAGGUACUUUGAAGAGCUUGUGAAGGGGCAUUUCCAGCAGCGUGCGCAUAACAUUCUGAUAGCAUGCAGAGCUUAUGCAGAAGGCAAUGCACCAGGUACGAUUACUAUCAAAGACGGGGUGGCAGAUCUUAGUCAUGCAGAUAAGGUCGCCUCGGCCAAUUUCAAGGCACAAGUAAAGAAGUUCAUCAACGUUCUCAUUACCAACUUUUCGAGAUUUGGGAACAUUGACUGUGAGCAGUUUAGAGUGAGUGAUUGACAGAGAAAGUGAGGAGCUUUGUUUAGAGUGGGGGUAGGGAGGGAUUUGCAGUACAGAAGAAAAGGGUAGGUGAGGGGACAUGUGGACUUAGUUUCAGGUGGGUAGAGUGGUGCCUUGAGAAAAAGGUUCAUGUCCUCUUGGAGUUGUGCCAUUGUUCAUUAGCUUCUUUCUUGUCUAGUCUCUUUUGUCAGCCCCAGAGACUGAUUUGGGUUGAUCUAGGCGGUAGGAUUGUAAAGGAAAUCAUAAGUAGGAUUUCAAGAAUCGAAUGAUAAUAGCAGGCCAGCUUCAGGGUGUAAAAUCCCUCUAUUUUCUUUGUUAAAACGACGAAUUUCUGGUUGUGGCUUUAUCUCUUGGAUUGUUCUUUGUUCAGAGAUCUGCAUGGAUUCUGUUCUGACUGCUGAUCAUUAGAAGAGAGGCAAAGAAGAGCGGCAAGUUAUUUCAUUUACCACCAUCACCACCAAAACAACAAUUCUUGAUAAUUACAACACCCGAUACAGAAGAUUAUUGUUUAUUUGAGGAUGUCUGUGAGGCCAUGUUGGUUGACAGACAGACAGUGGUGGUGCUAGUAGGAGGAGAGUUCAAACUUGUCAAAUGACCUGAGGAAGCCCAGAGCCGCAUCUCUGGCCUGUUCCGGGGGAGGGGUUGAAGGUGAGAGUGGCUCGAACUCGACCUUCCACUCAGCAAUGCAUUUGUGGGACUCGUGCCCUUUGAGAGGGAUGAAGGAGAAGGUGACCCUGUAUGGAUCGUACUUGUCCCUCAGGUCGCCGCCGAUGACCCUGUACGUCACGGAGCGGCCGGGUUCCACCUUCUCUAUCUUCUCCGUCGAUUCCUUCACGUAGCUCUGCACAGCAGGUCCGAGCUGGAAGAGCCUGAGGCUGCCUGGGCUGCCGUCGCCUUGGAUGUACUUGGCAAGGGAAAGCAUCUGAGGGUUGAUGUUGCUGAUGACGUCGUUGUCUCUGUACAUCUCCCACGCUCUCUGGGCUCCCAUGUUCAGCUCCACUUCUCCUUUCAAGCUCUGCAUCUCUCUUUGGUUUGGAGUGAUGAAUGGGAAAUGAGAGGGGAGACUGAGUGGGCCGUAUAUAUAUAGAGGGAGGAGUGCUAAGACUUGGAAUGUGGGCAAUCAGACAAGUUGGUGAUACUAUUAAAAUGAGAGAGAAACAAGGCAGAGAAGAAAGAUCUUCCGCAAUUCUCUCGAUUCUGCAAAUGAAAGGGAACUAAUUCUAUCUCCAUCUCUAGCUAGCAGCUAGCUAGUCGUCAUAUGGAACAUAUAUAUGGGCCUGCCUGUCAACAUAUGCUAUGCUAUACAACAAAGCUGCAGAGGGGAUCGGAAGGCCGCCCUUUUGCGCAGUGGAAGAAUACAAGAGAUCAGAUAUGCAUCUUCUAGCUUCUUCUUGUUUUGUUUUUGGUUUGGUUUCUUUCUUUCGUACGUCGUUGUGUUCCAUUGGAAUGUGGGUGUGAUGAUAUUAGGUCACGUGUCGUGGGUCACGGAUAUCAUAACUGCUUUACUUGGCAUUUGCAUAUGCAUGGAUAUGGUGGAGCGGAUGAUGAUGCCACGCCACUGUUGACUAUCUUCUGUAUUUCUAUGGCCUUUCAACUUUAUAUGCACUUGUCCACAUAGUGAUAGUGAUGGCAAAUGGGUGGGGUGAGUCUAGUAUCCGGAUUUGAUGACUAAGAGGUGUUUAGUUAAUUGACUAAGUCCCCUUGGCAACCACAUCUUUAGUUGAUGGAUUCGUGCUACCCGAACUGCAGAUUGCUCCCGAUCCUCCGCCAAUUGCUUCUCUACUGCAGCUACUGCACGAGAGGCCUCACCCAUCCUCUUCACUGCUGUCUGCUGAUAUCAUCCGGACACAAGAAUACACUGACUGCUUCACCACUUGCAAACGAACGAAGAUCAGUAGUACCUUACUAGUAUAAUUUAAAACAUAUGCAAUAAUUUUUUAUUUGUAGAAAGACACGGUCAUCUCCGGAUUUUUAUAGUGAUCGAUACCGAGGGCCUCCAAAACGCUUCUUGCUUUAGAACCACCGAUGGGGGCAGAAAU